GUGGCGCAUGGGUAGGCGGCGCAGGUGGCGCCUGCGCAGUGGGCUUCUCUGUGCGGGAAGAUGGUGCUGGUCAAGGAAUUCCGCGUGGUCCUGCCCUGCUCCGUGCAAGAGUAUCAAGUGGGGCAGCUUUACUCCGUUGCCGAAGCCAGUAAAAAUGAAACAGGCGGCGGGGAAGGGAUCCAAGUGCUGAAGAAUGAGCCUUAUGAGAAGGAGGGCGAAAAGGGCCAGUACACGCACAAGAUCUACCACCUGAAGAGCAAAGUGCCUGGUUUUGUGCGAAUGAUUGCUCCUGAAGGCUCCCUGGUCUUCCACGAAAAGGCCUGGAACGCGUAUCCGUACUGCAGGACAAUCGUAACGAACGAGUACAUGAAAGAGGACUUCUUCAUCAAGAUUGAGACGUGGCAUAAGCCGGACGUGGGGAACGCGGACAAUGUCCAUGAGUUGGACCCCAAUACGUGGAAGAGUGUGGAGGUUGUUCACAUUGACAUUGCGGACCGAAACCAAGUGGAACCCGGAGACUACAAAGCUGAUGAGGACCCAGCAUUAUUCCAGUCGGCCAAGACCAAGAGAGGCCCUUUGGGGACCAACUGGAAGAAGGAGCUGGCAGCUGAUGAGGACUGCCCGAAGAUGUGUGCCUACAAGCUGGUGACGAUCAAAUUUAAAUGGUGGGGAUUGCAGAACAAAGUCGAGAACUUCAUUCAGAAGCAAGAGAAGAGGAUAUUUACCAACUUCCAUCGGCAGCUCUUUUGCUGGAUUGACAAGUGGAUCGAUCUCUCGAUGGAAGACAUCCGGCGGAUGGAGGAUGAAACUCAGAGGGAGCUGGAAGCGUUGCGUAACCAAGGACAAGUGAGAGGGACGAGUGCUGCUAACGAUGAAUGAAGGCCCAUCCGCCCAGCCGUGCUGUCAGCACAGCGAUCCACACUUUGCACAUUCGGGCGUGCGUGCGCGCGCGCGCACACAGCAGCGAGUGCACGUGUCCGGAGGAGCCAAUACACUUUCUCCAGGGUACUGAAUCUCUUUCACAAAGGAAACAGCUUUCGUUACAUACACCUAAUGCAAACAAGCCCACCUCGUGUCAUUUAAGGGACGAGUAAGCAGUGGCAGUAGGUAGCGUUUCAUGCCGGUUUCUGCUGGACCAAAUUGCUCCCUCUUGCUUCAUUUUAUGCCCGCCUGAGCCCAGGAGCAGACUGGCCCUUGAACUGCAUAGCUCUCGGUGGGCUUCUUGGCUCAGCUUGCUCCAGAGCUCUCUGGGCCUCACAGUCUGCCCUGCUUGAGUCUCACCUCCCGCUGGAACUCCCCCCCCCCUUUUAUGCAAAUAGAUCGGCAGUUAAUUCCUCAUCUUGUGUUUUCCCCACAUGAUUUUGGAAUAAGAACUCUUAAUGUAUUUAUAGCUAUUUAUUUCUGGAUUGUCUUGCAAUCAAAUCAGAAAUGUUUCUUGUAGCAGUAGUCAGUUUUUGCUAUUGAGUGGGGUGGAGGGGACCAAGCCCAUCUGCUGCUGCAAAAGGGGGAAAAAAUCUGUUUUACUGGUAUUUUGUAUAUUGAAAAUGGAGCGCCUCUUCAUUAAAAUGGGCUAAAUAAGAGGCAGCUUGGUGAUUUGUCAGCAUCAUGAAUGGGCCAGCGGUGGGUGCUUUUCCAGCUUGGCCUGGCAGCCGGAGACAGUGGGCUUGCUCUCUGCUCCCACUUCAUCAUCGCAGAGUUGCUGUUUGUCAGCUGCACAGCUGCACCGUGCUGCACCAGACGGAGGAGGAAAUAGAAUGCGCAGAAAUAUGCUUCAUGAAGAGUUGUUGCUGUUCAGAUGUAAUUUUAACUUAGCAUUUUUCUGCUGUUGACUAGACAUAAGCCCUAGAAGUUGGUUGCUGGAAGACCUGGCGUAGAUUGUCUUAAAGAUUCCUUUUGUUCUUUUGAGAAGAGGGACUCGUACCCUGGAGGCAGCCUUUCCCACUGCUUGGUAGAGUAGCAACAGAGUCUUGGUGGAGCUCAGGCGAGUGGAGCCACUGGACUCCAGUGGCUCCAGUGGACUGGUGGAGGAGGGCGUGCCUUGGCCACUGAACCCAGUCAGCCUUGGCACCCGGUCGCAAAGCCCAGCGGAGUGGCAGGCGCCAGCUCCCCUCUCUCCUGGCCUGGGCAAGCAUUCCAGAGGGCUGAAGCCAGAGCCAUCAGGCAUGCGGAGCGGAGGGGGGGUCCGGGUUUCAAAAGGCCUCUCCACCUCCUCCUCUGCCAGGCGGCUCUUGACCUCGUGCCUGAGCUUUCAGGGGCGGCUUGCCUGUUCUUCCCACCAUCGGAAGAGAUCAACUUUGUAAAUAUAUAAAUAAUGGUUUUUAAGAGACUUGCUCAUCUAGCUGGUGCUCGUCCCUGAAUUCGAGACUCGUUUUUUCCAGGGCAGGAAUCGGCUCCUGUUGCCGCCUCCACCUGCAGAGGGAGGCUCUCCCAAAAUGACUCCACGCAGCCAUUGGGGGGGUGGGGGAAUUGUCUUCAAGCAUUGGGAAGGAACUUUGUCAUGAAUGUCAAACUUAGCUUCCUUCCGCAGUUUCUGGCCUAAAUCGCAUUAAGGAAAUUUAAAUAAAUUUGCUGAUAAAAUU
Molecule: messenger RNA, 2579 nt
Organism: Eublepharis macularius
Lineage: Eukaryota; Metazoa; Chordata; Lepidosauria; Squamata; Eublepharidae
Gene: PITPNB
Product: phosphatidylinositol transfer protein beta
Exons: 11
Coding region: 61-879 (272 amino acids)
Biological process (GO): phospholipid transport
Cellular component (GO): cytoplasm
Molecular function (GO): phosphatidylinositol binding; phosphatidylinositol transfer activity; phosphatidylcholine intramembrane carrier activity
Source: RefSeq, a predicted model, not a curated record